Messenger RNA from Penicillium mononematosum, 999 nucleotides. RefSeq lists its product as uncharacterized. The transcript is spliced from 5 exons. The coding region runs from base 1 to 999 and encodes 332 amino acids. Lineage: Eukaryota; Fungi; Ascomycota; Eurotiomycetes; Eurotiales; Aspergillaceae. The record is from RefSeq and is a predicted model, not a curated record.
AUGUCACGUCACGUUUGCGUUACUGCCGCGGAAGGUCACACCGGCCACGCUAUCAUAGAGCUGCUAUUGACACACGAGGACUUCAAGAAUGCUGUUGAUUCGGUCACUGCCCUGUCUCUCCAGCCCCACGGAGACACUUGCAAAGAGCUAUCCAAGCUCGGGGCUAAGGUUGUCACUCACGAGCCGGGCCGACUGAGCAAGAUGGUGGACUCCCUUAAGGCGGUCGGCGCAGACACAUUGUGUCUCAUUCCUCCUGCACGCCAGGAUAAGCUCGACCUGACCAUAGAACUGAUCGAUGCUGCGAAGAAGGCGAAUGUACCUAAUGUUUGCUUCAUUAGCUCUGCUGGCUGCGACCUUGCGGAACGUGAUAAGCAGCCAAGACUGCGAGAAUUUAUCGACCUGGAGACAAGAAUCUUGGCCAGCAAGGGUGAUCCAUCCACGGCCACUGGCCAUUCUCCGGUUGUGAUUAGGGCCGGAUUUUACGCCGAGAACCUCCUUCUGUAUUCCCAGCAGGCGCAAGAAGAAGGAGUACUUCCUAUCCCGCUUGGACCUAACCAUAAGUUUGCGCCAAUUGCAUUAGGGGAUGUUGCGCAGGUUGCGGCACACGUCCUCUCCGGAAAGGGGAAGCAUGGGUUUAGCGAUAAGCACCGCGGCCAAUUAAUCGUGUUGACAGGGCCAAUGCUGGCGACUGGCGAUGAACUUGCUUCUGCUGCCAGCAAAGCCUUAGGACACGAGCUGAAAUUCGAAGAUAUUUCAGAGUCAGAAGCGAAGAGAGUACUUCAGUCCCAGUCGGCUAGUGAUAACUCGGAGCUGCAGUAUUUAUUGGAGUACUAUUCUCUAGUUCGUGAAGGAAAGACGAACUACAUCUCGACUAACGCUUUUCAUGAUAUCACUAAUUCGCACCCACAAGAGCCAGAGGACUUCUUCAAAGUUUAUGCGGAAGAGUUUCGCGUGAAAAAACAGCCAAAGAAACGCAGAACUAGUGGUGGGAAAGGUUGA